UUCGAAUACGCGCCAUAAUAUAGGUAGUCUGAAAAAAGAAGCUGUGUAAACUUGUCGCAUUCGCCUAUUUACUUCGUUUUCGGUGUCUUAAUCGAGGAAGUUUUAACAACAAUGGCAAGCAACUCCGGAUUAAAUCUAGAAAUGUUGACGAAGUCAAGCGUCACGUCUUUUGUACAAUGCGUCUUGGAAUUGGUUGCAAAUUCUUUGACUGCUCAUGCUGCAGCAAUUGCUAUAAGAAUACAUACAGAAAAGCGCCAAAUCCAAGUUAUUGAUAAUGGUAUUGGAAUACAGAAAGAUACUUUAAACCAUAUCGGAGAAUAUGACUCAAAAGCUACAAAUAAUCAGUAUGGGAUGUAUAAUCUAUCUGAAUCAAAUAAUCGUAUGUUAAUAAGCAUUCGUCACUUGUCAGAUGCUUUUACUAUAGCUUCAAGGUAUAAAGAUUUGAUGGAGACAUUUAUGAAGAUGUACAAAGUAGGCAGUACACCUGAUUUAGUACGCAUAGAGCAGAGACCUUCGCAAGGUACAACCAUAUCUAUUUUUGGUUUUCAUGAAAUACCACUAAGGAAAAACUCAGACUUAAAUACUAUAUGUUGUUUUAUCGCAGCCAUAGCUGUUGCAAAAUUAGAGGUAUCAUUCUCAAUUAGAGAUGAAGAACAAGAGAGAGUUGUAAUGAGGAUCGCUAAACCGCACAGUCCAAUUGAUGUCUUGAGAACAUUAUUUGGAAAAAACUUGCCAAUGAAUCAUAUAUGGUCGAUACAGUGCGAUGCAAAAUAUAAUACGAACUAUCACGGCUAUGUAGGACUAUCCGACAAAAAUGCGAUGCAAUACAUAUUUCUAAAUUAUAGGCUUAUCAAUUGUUCUUCUAUCUUGAAGUUGAUUAUAGCCGGCUUUAAAAAAAACCUCGAUUUAUCGUUUUACCAAAAAUUUAACGCUCAAAGUUUGCAAGAUGAAAAUAUCUUUAUUUUGCUCUUUAUUACACUCACACAAGAUGAAUUUGCAUUUAUUACUGAGAAUGGCAAAAAACUCUUAAUGUUUCGUGAUAUGCAGAAGAUAUUAAAUAGCAUUAAAACUUGGACGUUCAAUUGUGUCGCGGAAAAAACCACAGUUUCUGCCAGUACGACUUAUUCAAAUGAUGCACAGUUAUUGAAACAAAUAUGUUUAAAACCAGAAGGAUCUAUCUUCGACAAUAUUGACAGAUGUGUUAAAAAUAUUACACCUUUAAUGAGAAGAAAAAUUAUCAUAACUGGUAUUAAGAGAAAAGCUACUAUAUCAAAUCUUGCAACUACUUAUUCCGAUAAACUACGGAAAAAAAUUAGCGAUAUUAAAAUCGCAAAUCAUCAAUCUAAUCGAACAGAUAUUUUUUACGCAAAAUAUAAAAAAUCACUUGGAAACCAAAUUACCAAGAAAUCGUAUAAUGAUAUUGAUAAAAUACAAGCAUAUAAUCCUGCGAUAACAAAUAAUGGGGCUAAGAUAAACGAUCAUCAUAAUAGUGAAAACGACGAUUUUACGAAUAUCUCUCUUUGUUCUGACUGGUCCAAUUGGACUUACUAUUCAAAUAACGAACGCAAUUCUGUGAGAAAUGUCCAAGACAUAUUUCCCAAAGAAGACCCACGCUACCAACAACUCUUUGAAUAUAUCAGAUCAUUUGAUUUUCUACCUCAAAAGUUGUAUAAUCUCUUACGAUAUCAUCAAGACAAAAUAACAAACAUAAAGUACGUUAAUAACUCUAAUAGUACAAUCUCAUUUCCAGGAAGCUGGCAACAUGAAAAAGUAGAGAUAUAUCCGUGCAAUUUGAAGAAAAGAUUAUGUGAACUCAGAUUGUCGCAUGCCUCAUUGAAGUGCAUUAAGGUCAUUAAUCAAAUUAAUGACGAAUUCAUUGCCGCGUGGAUGAUGUACGAUCAAAUGAAAGUACUAUUAAUGAUGGAUCAACAUGCUGUUCAUGAGAGAAUACGUUACGAAGAUUUACUUCUCAGAUACAAAGCACAGAACGAAGGUGGGCUGCUCUCUGUGAACUUGCGUAAUCCUCUAACUAUAGAAUUUCCUACACAGACGUGUAAUUUACUUUUAUGUCAUAAAAUAUUAUUAAGGAAGUACGGAAUCAGCUUAGGAUCGUUGAGGAAAAAUACAUUGUUAAUACGCUCAAUACCGCAAUGCUUAGUUGCGAGUAAUAAUCAGUGUAACAGUGAAAAAAUAUCAUCAAGAAUUUAUAGUCUGUUAAAUGACAUACUGGAGAACCGUAAUGCGGCAAAUCAUACGAGCACAUUGCCAUUAACUAUUCAUAAUGCCAUAGCAUCGGAAGCUUGUCAUGGUGCCAUCAAGUUCGGCGACAAACUAACUUUCGAGCAAUCUACGUAUCUAAUAAAGUUACUAAGAGGUACAAAAUUUCCUAAUCGAUGCGCACAUGGACGGCCGACUAUAAUACCGAUGAUGGAGCUUUCGGAACUAGAAAAAAGGAACAUCAGGAUGCGUGAGCAUAGAAACUAAAUUAGCUAAUAUUAUAUUGGCAAUCUUUGCUUUAUUAAGUGGAGAUAUAUUAAAUACCUGACGGACUAUAUGGUGGCGGAUUAUUCGCUGACGGAUUGUAUCCGGAUUGAACAUUCGUUGCACUAGUUUUGGAAGCAUGUUCAGAUACCGGAGCCGAAGGCUUAACAUUAGUACUAGUCGCUUUGUUGUUAUUACUUGGUGGUACAUUCCAUCCUAUAUUAGUCGGAGUUGAACCUGUAAACGUAUAAAAUUCGUUAUUAUUAGAGGUAUGAAGUCCGAUGAAGAACAUGUGAGACGUGUGAAGCCAUAGAAGGCCAUUCUUUAUAUGGAGAAGUGUGACUCAUCGGAUUUGGUAAAAGAUUUACCGCGUAGAUACAUAAAUAUUUACAAGGCACGGCGCAAUUCUUUGCGGGAUAAAAUGGAAAGAAACAACUCGAUUAAAAUUUUUCUAAAAUGUUAACAAUAUUUACUUGUUUAUUCAAUAGAAUGAUAAUAUGAAACAUUGCUUUUCUUUCAUUACCAAUAGUACAAAAUAAUAGAGCCUAAUAUAGUAGAACAUGAAUAGAAUUUCGAAUCUAUACAAAAAGAAUAUGACAGUGAAUAUAUAACAGAAGUUCGUAUAUAAUAAAAUAUCGAGAUUAUAGUUUGUUCUUUUUCGAAGGACUUUCUGAACUAAUGUACAUUGGUGCUAUAAGUUAGAGUGAAACAAAAUAUACAGUGUACAUCAGUGUUCAGAAAGUUUUUCGAAAAAGAACAGACUCAUUAUUACUUACCGCUUUGUGUAUUUCGAGGUCGCUGCGUCGUUCUUGUAGAGUAUCUUCGGUUUGCAAAACUCGAUGACCCUCCACUACCACUUCUACGUCCACCACCAGACUUGCGUCCAUCGGUAUCUGCUUUAUACAGUGAUAAGUGGUGUGUGUGUGUGUGUGUGUGUGUGUAUGUGUGUGUGUGUGUGUGUGUGUGUGUAUGUAUAAAAUAUAUAAUAUAUUAGAACUUAUUUAUUCAGAAUUUUUAAAUCUGUCUAAUAUUGAACCGAUACUCCUUUAUUCACAUACAACUUGCAUAUUAUACACAGACAAUUUAAAAGAGGAAUCGAGAUAUAUAAAGAAAAUAGAAAAUGUUUUAAUAAAAACCACGGAAAUAUUUGAGAUAUUUUUAACUCUUAUUGGGCUUAUAGAAUGAUAUUAGGCUGAAUCGAGGUGUUACGAUUUCUCUUCUACAUCACAAAACGCACUGAUUGAGUAACUGUCUAUCAAGCUAUCUAACUUGGUGUUCUCUUUUAAUUCUCGUGAUUCAAUACUAGUGCAGAGAUUAUCAGACCAAUUGUGUUCUUCAACAGAUUAUAUAAUCUAGUAACAAUUGUCUAUUCGUUGGUAGACUUAAUAUUAUAGCGUUCAAUAUGCGAGAUCGUAUCUAUGUCAUGACGCAAGGAAAAUUCAGGGUCGAAUUCAUCUCAAAAUUGUUCCAUAGUUUAUGUACUAUGCAUCUCCAUAGACUGGAUCUAGUGAAUGUGCUAUAUCCAGAUCGUUCAAAACCAAAUUAAGUUUCUCUCAAUACAUCUACCAAUAUAGAGCGAUUAUGAUGCGUGAUGAUACUCUCAUGAAAGCACAAUUUUAUUUAAUAACUAUAUAUGAAUCUUAUACUAUAUGUUGAUACUGCGUUAAUUUAGUAUCGUAUUAUUCAUAGCAAAUUUUACAACUUUAUAAUUGUUUCGAACAAACAGUGCGUUCAAAAUGUCAACAUUUUUUUCGCGUGAAAUUAUUUGGAUAAUAGAAAAAUUCGCAAAUGCAUCUGAAACAGUUCCUAUAUAUAAUUUUAUGUACGAUUUGUACGUAGCUUUCCAUGAGAACAAGCAGUCUAUGACGCGUGUGCGUAGUAACAUAAAUGUAAUAAAUGCCGACAAGUGAAUAAUAUCGUCUGAAGAGUACACGUUGGCGUAUCUGAGUAACAUGAAAGAGCAAUUUGCCUGGUGAUUUCAUCUAUUACGCACUCUAGAUUUGUCAGUCGAUAUAUCAUCGUUUCAGGUGAAUUAUAUGUUUUAAAUCCUGCUUACGUGAUUGCAUCCGUAAAUUUUCUAUCGCGUGAAGAAGGAUUACAUUUCGUUUUAUGUUAAAUUCGUAUUUUAUAUAAAAAAUGUUCUUUUUUUGUUGCCAUUUAAUUAACGGAGAUUACAUUCAUUUCCGUCUUCAUGAAAACUAAAAGACUCUUGUAUUUUUUCACGUAUAACUCGACAAACUUGAAAUUAAAAUUUAAAAACACAUUGCAUUUUUACGACAUAAUGUAUUUUUGCAUUACGUCACAUUCACACGUGUAUUUACAUGACGCAUCGAACGUUGUGUAAUUCAAACACUUUCAUUAACGAACAAAUUGUGCCUUUAUCGUUUGUUGAAUAAAUGUGACAAUCAGUUCUACUGAUAGUACCUCUUAAUGGACGCCCAUUGCAUGUAAUAAGAUGGUUUCACUGAUUUAAAGUCGAUCUUUUCGUUUUCACAACGAAAUUACCAGUACUUCUUGAAUCAUAAGUGACUGAAAGUGAAGGGGUUUCCGCGAAACAAGUUUCUGUAGUGCAUAUAUAACACAAACUGGAUGUUCACUCAAUUUCCACCAAACUUAAAACAUAACUUCAACUUGAGAUACUCAACAUAUUUUUAUUUAAUUAUAUAUUUACAUUUAUUUAAUUUACUGUUUGUGUAAAUUACAUAAAAAUAUAAACAACGAUGUAAUGAGAAAAAGAAAUAAGUUUAUAAAAUUUUCAUUAAAAAGAAAACUCAGGAAUAACCUUGGAAAGAUCUUGUCAUGAAUAUCCAAUUAUUCACAUGCAAGU
This is a messenger RNA of Odontomachus brunneus, 5308 nucleotides long. RefSeq names its product DNA mismatch repair protein Mlh3-like. Gene Ontology annotation, biological process: mismatch repair. Lineage: Eukaryota; Metazoa; Arthropoda; Insecta; Hymenoptera; Formicidae. Gene Ontology annotation, molecular function: ATP hydrolysis activity; ATP binding; ATP-dependent DNA damage sensor activity. Gene Ontology annotation, cellular component: mismatch repair complex. Bases 112 to 2484 code for a protein of 790 amino acids. The record is from RefSeq and is a predicted model, not a curated record. The transcript has 9 exons.